Molecule: messenger RNA, 993 nt
Organism: Lycium barbarum (goji berry)
Lineage: Eukaryota; Viridiplantae; Streptophyta; Magnoliopsida; Solanales; Solanaceae
Product: ethylene-responsive transcription factor ERN1-like
Exons: 1
Coding region: 1-993 (330 amino acids)
Biological process (GO): regulation of DNA-templated transcription
Molecular function (GO): DNA binding; DNA-binding transcription factor activity
Source: RefSeq, a predicted model, not a curated record
AUGGAAAUUAACUUCCAAAAACAACAGCAAACAGAACCAAUUUCACUUAACAAAGCAACCAAAUCCAAGGGGAGAAAAAGAAGCAAAGGUUCUAACCAUUUUGUUGGUGUAAGACAAAGGCCUUCAGGAAAAUGGGUAGCUGAGAUUAAAGACACAACAAAAAAGAUAAGAAUGUGGCUUGGAACUUACGAAACUGGAGAGGAAGCUGCCCGUGCCUACGAUCAAGCUGCUGUUCUUCUUCGUGGAUCAAACACACGAACCAACUUUGUUGCUACUUGUGUUUCUCAAGAUUCCCCUCUUGCUUCCCGGAUUAGAAAUCUUCUCAACGUCAAGAAAAUCGCAAAGCAGAAAAGCCUGCAUUGCUUAGCUGAUUCCACAAGUAGUACUAACUCUGUUCAGAGUACUACUAGUGUGACAACUAGUCCAAUUAGCACUUGUGAUGAUCCAAUUUCUAGUGAAAAAGCACAAAUGAGCUAUUUUUAUGAACCAGUACUUUCUACUGAUCAAGAAAUCAUACAAGAAGGUCAACUGUUUGAUAGUAACUUUGUUCAAAGUACUACUAAUGUUACUACUCCAAUUAGCAAUUUUGAUGAUCCAAUUUCUAGUGAAAAUGCAAAAAGGAGCUACCUUUAUGAAACAGUAAUGUCUUGUGAUCAAGAAAUUAUACAAGAAAGUCAACUGUUUGAUGACAGUAACUUGUACAAGCCUGAUUUAGACAUAGGCACAUCGCCGUCUCCAACGUCUUCUUGUUUCUCAAGUUCUUGUUUUUCGUCUUCACAGCCAGAAUUAUCGUGGGAUUUUGAAGAAGGUUUCGAAUUUGCUCUAGAAUUGUUAGAUAUUCCAACCAAGACUGAGAUGGGAUUUUCAGAAUUUGAGGUAAUGAAAGUGGAAAGACAAAUAUCAGCAUCACUUUAUGCAGUGAAUGGUGUUCAAGAUUACAUGGAAAUUGUACAUGAUCCAUAUGAGUCUCUUUGGGAUUAUCAUCCCCUUUAG